UCACUCUCGAACAGAGCAUUUCUCAGUUUUAAACUACCGCCCCUUCAAGAUGGUAAAAAGUUGCCUGAUCUUGUGCUUUUUCGCUCUCCUGUUCAUCCAGGUUCGGAGUGAUGCAGCCGACGAUCAAGAACAUGCCCAACAUCCCCGUUUGCAAUCAUCACGCGACUACGAGGCCCUCGACGAGGAACUGGACACACGGUUCUGGCACGAUAAAGCCCAAUCGAUUCUAGCCGAUAAGCUGGCCACCCAUAAGAAACUGAACGAAAAUCGUGCCAAGAACGUGAUCCUAUUUUUGGGCGAUGGAAUGUCAAUCCAUACGAUAGCGGCAACACGUGCCUUUAUGGGCGAUAGUAACAAGCAGGUCUACUUCGAGACAUUCCCCUACUUGGGUCUGUCCAAAACCUAUGCUGUAAAUGAACGUACUCCGGACUCGGCCAAUACAGCUACGGCCUAUUUAACUGGAGUCAAGGCCAACUACGGUACCCUUGGAGUGAAUGCAAAGGUGCAAAGGGGCGAUUGUGUGACCAACUCGAGUAACCAUGUCCAGAGUAUUGGUCAGUGGGCCCAGGAGGCCGGAAAGUGGGCUGGUGUGGUGACCACCGCACGAGUGACACAUGCUUCGCCAGCCGGAGUUUAUGCCCACGUUGCUGAAAGGGAAUGGGAACACGAUGGUGAGAUAAUCAACUCCAAUUGCAGUCCCGAUAUCAACACGGACGUUGCCCGCCAGCUAGUGGAGUGGCCAGUGGGUCAGGAACUUCGCGUAAUUCUGGGUGGUGGUCGAUCCAAUUUCCGGGAUCAGUCCCAGCCAGAUGAGACCGGUGUUGCGGGUCUGCGAACCGAUGGUCGUGAUCUGGUCAAGGAAUGGCAAGAGAUCAAGAAACAACAGGGAGCGGAGGGAAAGUAUGUCUGGUCACUCAAGGGUCUGAAGGACACCGAUAUCAGCAAAACGGAUUAUCUUCUGGGACUCUUUGACACAUCUCACAUGCCUUAUCAUGGGGAUCGUGGUCGAACCCAUUACGAAAAUGCUAUUCCAUCCCUUUCUGAAAUGACAGAAGCAGCCAUCAAUUUGCUCAGUAAGAACGACGAAGGUUAUUUCCUGUUUGUCGAGAGUGGUCGGAUAGAUAUGGCCCAUCAUGCCACGAAGGCAAAGAAGGCUAUGGAGGAUACCCAAGAAUUCGCGGCAGCCGUGGAACUGGCAAGGAAAAUGACCAGCGAGGAGGAUACUCUGAUCGUGGUGACUUCGGAUCACUCUCACACCAUGUCUAUCAACGGCUAUCCGUACCGCCGUCAGAACAUCCUUUCCCUGGCUCCCAACGUGGCUGAUGAUGACCUGCCUUUCACCAUCUUGUCCUAUGCCAACGGUCCGGGAUUCAUUGACACCUACAGCUCUGAGACUGGACGCAUUGAUCUUUCCCAUGUGGACACUACAAACGAGGAGUUUGCUCUCCAGGCCACGGUUCCUUUGAGUAGUGAGACCCAUGGCGCCGAGGAUGUGGGGGUCUUCGCUUCUGGUCCCUUUGAGCAUCUGUUCACUGGCAACUACGAGCAAAGUUCCAUUCCCGCCAUGAUGGCCUAUGCGGCCAACAUCGGACCUUUUGCCAAGGAAAAACUUAAUGAAUAAUAAAGUGCCGAUCAAAGUACCAUA
Messenger RNA from Drosophila suzukii, 1645 nucleotides. It is a transcript of the gene Alp10, whose product is annotated as Alkaline phosphatase 10. The record is from RefSeq and is a predicted model, not a curated record. Gene Ontology annotation, biological process: dephosphorylation. Lineage: Eukaryota; Metazoa; Arthropoda; Insecta; Diptera; Drosophilidae. Gene Ontology annotation, molecular function: alkaline phosphatase activity.